Molecule: messenger RNA, 1338 nt
Organism: Striga asiatica
Lineage: Eukaryota; Viridiplantae; Streptophyta; Magnoliopsida; Lamiales; Orobanchaceae
Source: the annotation of a GenBank genome assembly
AUGCUCAAACUUCUCAACAGCAAGCUCCGGCGACUCUGCUUGAAACUCCGGUGGCCGGCCACUCGCCGCCGCCGACGGCCGCGACCGAAGGUCGCCGUGAAGAAUCUCGGGAAAUCCAGCUCGAGAUCUCGCGCCGCCGAUCAGAACGACCCCGCCGCCGCCUCCUCCGCCGUGAUUCACCCCAGCACCACCGCCGCCGCGGACCCCAGCGCCCCGAGGACCAUCCGUUUCGCCACGUUCAACGCCGCGUCCUUCUCCAUGGCGCCGGCGGUCCCUCACACUGGCAAAUCGUCGAACACUUCGCGCGCGGAGCUCGACCGUGGCCAUCGUGGCUCCAAAUCCACCAGCGACGGCCCCAAAAGCAUCCUCAAGCAUUCGCCGCGGCACCCGGCCGCGAACCCCCAUCAAACCCUCACCAGGCAGCAGAAAUUCGCGAGAUCGAGGUUGAGGGUUUCGAUAAACUUACCGGACAACGAGAUUUCUUUGAGGAGAAGCGGGCAGCUGAGCUUCGAGAUUCCCGGGGGGAAGACGCCGGAGAGGUCGAGCAGCGCUCGUUUCGUCGGCACGGCGAGCCUCGGCGGCGGGGAUUGGGGGAGCAAUCGGACGGUUUUGGAGGUAUUGAGGGAGGUGGACGCGGACGUGGUGGCGCUGCAGGACGUGAGGGCGGAGGAGGAGAAGGACAUGACGCCGCUGUCGGAGCUCGCCGGAGCUUUGGGGAUGAGGUACGCGUUCGCCGAGAGCUGGGCGCCGGAGUACGGCAACGCGAUUCUGUCAAAGUGGCCGAUUAAAAGGUGGAAAGCUCAGAGGAUAUUUGAUGACUCUGAUUUCAGAAUGAAGCAAAUAAACUCCAUAAUCCAAUCGACCGGAGUUCCACACAUUUUGGCCGGAGGCCUAAAUUCGUUAGACGAGACGGAUUACUCGCACGAGAGAUGGACGGAUAUCGUGAAGUACUAUGAAGAAAUGGGUAAGCCGACACCUAAGUUUGAGGUGAUGAAGUAUCUAAAGAGUAAGGGAUACGUAGACGCCAAAUACUUUGCGGGCGAAUGUGAAUCGGUUGUUAUGAUCGCCAAAGGCGUACAAGGGACAUGCAAAUAUGGGACACGAGUGGAUUAUAUACUAUCGUCUGCAAACGCGCCAUACAAAUUUGUUCCUGGUUCAUAUUCGGUGAUCUCAUCCAAAGGAACUUCAGAUCAUCACAUAGUGAAAGUCGACUUAAUCAAAGUUGCCGAUAGUCCUCAACAAUGCGCGAGUGGGAAGAUGGGACAAGAGAGAAAGAGGAUAGUGAAGAUCACUCAUUCUUCAUCUCCAACAAAGUGUAUAUGGAAAACACAUUCUUGA